Bursaphelenchus xylophilus (pine wood nematode) is the source of this 369-nucleotide messenger RNA. Lineage: Eukaryota; Metazoa; Nematoda; Chromadorea; Rhabditida; Aphelenchoididae. The record is from the annotation of a GenBank genome assembly.
AUGUGCAAGAUUAUCCCUCUCCCCAAACCGAAUCACCUCCGCCAAAAAACCCCCACAGCGCUCCAUUCGACUGGACCAUUGGCAAAACACCGAGGAGGCGAAAAAAAGACGCGAGCGAAUGCCCCACCCGCUGCAGCGGAGCAGUGCAUAUGCGCGGACUCCGGGGUCGCCUCGGCAACGCUCUCGAGCGAAUGGCGUCGUUUUUAUGGCAAGGCAUUCGGCUGGGUGCUGCCCAGGAGAGCCCGCCCUUCGCUUGGGGACCUCGCAAUGACCUCAAGAUACACAUUUGAUGGACAAUGGGGGCGAAGAGAGUUGCUGGUGGCGCAAUAUUGCUAUUUGAGGCCAGAUUGUGGGAAAGAGCGGAGAUAG